Molecule: messenger RNA, 2534 nt
Organism: Alexandromys fortis (reed vole)
Lineage: Eukaryota; Metazoa; Chordata; Mammalia; Rodentia; Cricetidae
Gene: Mllt1
Product: MLLT1 super elongation complex subunit
Exons: 13
Coding region: 199-1848 (549 amino acids)
Biological process (GO): positive regulation of DNA-templated transcription
Cellular component (GO): transcription elongation factor complex
Molecular function (GO): chromatin binding
Source: RefSeq, a predicted model, not a curated record
GGGCCCGAGUCGGCCGCUGGGGGCCCGCGGUCGCUGAGCGGCCCGGGCUGGCGGCGGUUUCCGGUUCAGCGCGGCUGGCGGGCGGGCGGCCCGGAGCGGUGGCGGCGGCGCCCGACAGACAAUGAGGGCUGUGGGGCGGCGCUGAGCGGCGGCGGCGGCGGGAGCGACGCGGGCCCGGGGGCGGGGCGGGCGCCAGCCAUGGACAAUCAGUGCACUGUCCAGGUGAAGUUAGAGCUGGGGCACCGUGCCCAGCUGCGCAAGAAGCCCACCACUGAGGGCUUCACCCAUGACUGGAUGGUCUUCGUACGUGGCCCUGAGCAGUGUGACAUCCAGCACUUCGUGGAGAAGGUCAUCUUCCGACUUCAUGACAGCUUCCCCAAACCCAAGCGUGUGUGCAAGGAGCCCCCCUACAAAGUGGAGGAAUCGGGCUAUGCAGGUUUCAUCAUGCUCAUCGAAGUGUACUUCAAAAACAAGGAGGAACCGAGGAAGGUCUGCUUCACCUACGACUUGUUCCUCAACUUGGAGGGCAACCCUCCUGUCAACCACCUGCGCUGCGAGAAGCUCACCUUCAACAAUCCUACCACAGAGUUUCGCUGCAAGCUGCUCAUGGCUGGCGGGGUGAUGGUAAUGCCCGAAGGAGUGGACACGGUGUCCAGGCCCAGCCCCGACUACCCCAUGUUACCCACAAUUCCACUCUCUGCCUUCUCUGACCCCAAGAAGAACAAACCGUCCCACGGCUCCAAGGACGCCAACAAAGAGAGUGGUAAGGCGUCCAAACCUCACAAGGUGGCCAGGGAGCACCGCGAGCGGCCGCGCAAGGACUCAGAGAGCAGGAGCUGCUCCAAGGAGCCAGAGCGCGAGCCCAAGAGUGCCAAGGACGCUGUGCGCAAGCUGCCCAAGGAGGAGAAGGCCCCAGCACCCAAGGCUGCCUUCAAGGAACCCAAAAUGGCCCUAAAGGAGACAAAGCUGGAAAGCCUGUCCCCCAAGGGGGCACCCCAGCCCCCUACCCUGCCCAAGGCCUCCAGCAAGCGGCCUGCUGCCACAGACUCACCGAAGCCCAGUGCCAAAAAACCUAAGAAGAGCGGAUCAAAGGGGACACGGCGUGCCCCUGGCACCUCACCCCGCGCCUCCUCCUCCUUCCCUGACAAGAAGGUGCCCAGGGACAAGAGCAGCAGCAAAGGUGACAAGGGGAAGGCAGACAGUGAGGCUCGGGAGGCCAAGCGGACCCAGCAGGCUGAGGACUCAAACUCAGAGGAUGAGGCCUCCUUCCGAUCAGAGUCGGCCCAGUCGAGCCCAGCCAACGCCAGCUCCAGCUCUGACUCCAGCUCCGACUCAGACUUUGAACCAUCUCAGAACCACAGCCAAGGCCCCCUGCGCUCCAUGGUGGAGGAUCUGCAGUCUGAGGAGUCGGAUGAGGAUGACUCGUCGUCAGGAGAGGAGACCACUGUCAAGGCCAAUCCAGGCCGAGAGUCCAGGCUGAGCUUCAGCGACAGUGAAAGUGACAAUAGUGCUGACUCCUGCCUGCCUGGCCGCGAGCCCCCGCACCCGCAGAAGCCACCUCCUCCCAGCAGCAAGGUUUCUGGCCGGAGGAGCCCCGAGCCCUGCAGCAAACCUGAAAAGAUUCUGAAGAAGGCUACCUAUGAUAAGGCUUACACAGACGAGCUGGUGGAGCUGCACCGGAGGCUGAUGGCUCUGCGUGAGCGCAAUGUGCUGCAGCAGAUUGUCAACCUGAUUGAGGAGACUGGUCACUUCAACGUCACCAACACCACCUUCGACUUUGACCUUUUCUCCUUGGACGAGAGCACCGUUCGCAAGCUGCAGAGCUGCCUGGAGGCCGUGGCCACAUGACCCCGGCCACCACUGUGGAGCCACGACAGGCCGACAAUACUCUCCACCAGGCGUUCUGCAGCCUCCAAGCCUUUGGUCAGAAGGCCCUGGCAUCGUGGCAGCUGUCGGCAUCCACAGGGAAUGUGCCAGGGUCACAAACAGCCUCAGCCCAGGGUACCGUUCUUCCUCUUGCGGUCACCAGUGGCCCAGCCCUCUUGAUACCCUGGGCCUCAGUGUCCAGCCCUUCCAGAUGCUUCCGGGGCCCUCCUGGAAGCACCCACCCAUCUCAGUUACCUCCUCUGGCCAGAAGGCCACACCACUGUCCUCCAGAGCCACUCUGGGGCCCAUACUGGCUGUCUGGAAGCCUAACGAAGCAGCUUGCACCCAGAGCCCUGAGGGCUCUAGGGACCGGUCCAUAGGAAGGGGUGGCACCAGGACCACCCCCAUCCCGAGUCCCUGUGCUGCAGCCUCCUGAACCAGCUCACCACACUGGGUGCAAAGGUAUUGGAUACCUGUCCCUCCCCAGGGCUUCACAAGACAUGUCUCCAGGAAUAGACAUGUCACCGGCCCAGACGAGCCCUGGACAGAGGGACAAAGAGAGCCGUAUUUGUAAUGAGCUGCAGGGCUGUUUGUCCCGCAUUUUAAACUUUUUGUUAAAUUGUGAAAUUAUGGAGGAGUUUUAUAGAAAAUAAAGUGAGAUGGGAGUA